AGAAAUAAUUGAUAGCAACCCCCAACGCUUUGGGCGGUUAUUCCCAGAGUCUGGUUUUUCCUCUUUCUUCGUUUUCUCCGCCCUCCACUCCUAACUCUUCCCUUUCUUCCCCUCCUUAUAUUCUUCCAUUUCCAAUUUUCUCUAUUCAAUCUAAUCUGCACCACUCUCUCUCUCUCUACUUCGGCUGCUGUGCUGUGCUGUGCUGUUGUAUACAGCCAGCUUCUGUCAUUCUAUUGCCCUUGAAGACGAAGAAGAAGAAGUGCAAUGGCUUCGUCUUUCUCUUUGGCCAAAUUCGUGCACACUCCUCUCCACUCCACCAGAUCUGCUGAAAAACCCCUCUUCUCCGAUCCCCUUAGACCCGCCUCCUCCUUUCUCGGAGGCUCAUCUUCCCACAAGCUUCCACUCCUCAACAACCUCUCUGCAUCUCCUCACUCCCACCGCAGAUCCACCCGUAUCCUCGCCGUCUCCGAUGUUGUCAAGGAAAAGAAGCUCAAAUCCUCUGCCUCCAAUCUGCUAAUUACCAAACAGGAAGGUUUGGUGUUGUACGAGGAUAUGGUUCUGGGGAGGUCAUUUGAGGAUAUGUGUGCCCAGAUGUACUACAGAGGCAAAAUGUUUGGUUUUGUGCACUUGUACAAUGGCCAGGAAGCAGUUUCUACUGGCUUCAUCAAACUCCUCAAGAAGGAAGACAGUGUGGUUAGCACUUACCGUGAUCAUGUCCAUGCAUUGAGCAAGGGCGUGUCAGCUCGUGAAGUGAUGAGUGAACUCUUUGGUAAGACCACUGGUUGUUGCAGAGGCCAGGGUGGCUCUAUGCACAUGUUUUCUAAAGAGCACAAUGUGCUUGGUGGUUUUGCUUUCAUUGGCGAGGGCAUUCCGGUGGCUACUGGUGCUGCCUUCUCUUCUAAGUAUAGGAGGGAGGUUUACAAGGAAGAUUGUGAUGACGUGACGCUUGCUUUUUUCGGGGAUGGGACUUGCAAUAAUGGCCAAUUCUAUGAGUGCUUGAACAUGGCUGCAUUGUGGAAAUUGCCUAUUGUGUUUGUUGUUGAGAAUAAUCUUUGGGCCAUUGGUAUGUCCCACUUGAGGGCUACUUCUGACCCUGAAAUUUGGAAAAAGGGUCCUGCCUUUGGUAUGCCCGGUGUACAUGUUGAUGGAAUGGAUGUGUUGAAGGUUCGGGAAGUAGCUAAGGAGGCUAUUGGCAGAGCUAGGCGAGGGGAAGGCCCGACUUUGGUUGAAUGCGAGACUUACAGGUUCAGAGGACACUCUUUGGCCGAUCCAGAUGAGCUUCGUGACCCUUCUGAGAAGAGUCACUAUGCAGCUCGUGAUCCCAUCACUGCAUUGAAAAAGUACUUAUUCGAUAACAAUCUUGCAACUGAAGAGGAAUUGAAGGCUAUUGAUAAAAAAAUUGACGAGAUAGUUGAAGACUGUGUUGAGUUUGCUGAUGAAAGCCCUGUUCCUGCUCGAACCCAGCUUCUAGAAAACGUAUUUGCUGAUCCAAGGGGCUUUGGAAUUGGACCCGAUGGGAGGUACCGAUGUGAGGAUCCUAAGUUCACCGAGGGCACUGCACAAGUUUAACUCUGGCCGCCGGUCUAGAUAACAUUCCCUUGGGUUGUUGAGUGCGAAUUUAUAUCUAGUUACUGAUAAUAACUUCAUAUGCAUUAUUCUCUUUAUAUCAGAAGAAUUUAUUGUCUUAUGUAUUGUGAGUUAUUAUUAUUAUUAUUUUUCCUUGUGCACAUUUUGUUUACUUACA
Molecule: messenger RNA, 1744 nt
Organism: Ipomoea triloba (trilobed morning glory)
Lineage: Eukaryota; Viridiplantae; Streptophyta; Magnoliopsida; Solanales; Convolvulaceae
Product: pyruvate dehydrogenase E1 component subunit alpha-3, chloroplastic
Exons: 3
Coding region: 265-1569 (434 amino acids)
Biological process (GO): pyruvate decarboxylation to acetyl-CoA
Cellular component (GO): intracellular membrane-bounded organelle
Molecular function (GO): pyruvate dehydrogenase (acetyl-transferring) activity
Source: RefSeq, a predicted model, not a curated record